GCUAUCAUAUGGGACAUCAGGGUUCGGGGCAGAUGCAUCCAUCCUUAAAUCAACAGUUCAAAGAGUUGGGAUAUUGGCUGCUUCAAGAUUGGUGCUACAUUUUAGUGUUCAAUGAUGGGGUUGGUGCCGAUUACGUACAGAAAGAGAAGGUUGUUCCACGUGGAAUUGGUUCCAAUGAUGUUGGAUUAAGGUGCGCACGUUUGGAUGGCGAUGCUGAUCGCCUAGUAUAUUUUUCGGUCUCAACUAACAGUAGCAGAAAAUUUGAUCUAGUUGACGGGGACAAAAUAUUAUCCUUAUUUGCUUUAUUCAUCAAAGACCAACCAAGCAUUCUAGCCAAGGAUGGCAAUGAAAAACCAAAUAAUAAUUCUCAAGCUCGACUUGGUGUUGUACAGACAGCUUAUGCUAAUGGAGCAUCCGCCGAUUAUCUCAAACAGUUGGGUUUGGAAGUCAUUUUUACUCCUACAGGGGUAAAACACUUGCAUUAGAAAGCUGCUCAGUUUGAUAUUGGAAUCCUGGUUGUCUUGGUUAGAGGCCAGGAACAAUGAACUCGGUUUGGCGUCUGAAGGUAAUUUAUGAAUGAAGUCCUUUUCUUUUAAGAAUUAUCUAUGAUAGUUUAUUGAGUAUUAUUUUCAUUUUUUUUUUGAGGAUCUGAACAACAGA
Molecule: messenger RNA, 660 nt
Organism: Gossypium raimondii (Peruvian cotton)
Lineage: Eukaryota; Viridiplantae; Streptophyta; Magnoliopsida; Malvales; Malvaceae
Product: phosphoacetylglucosamine mutase-like
Exons: 2
Coding region: 9-485 (158 amino acids)
Biological process (GO): carbohydrate metabolic process; UDP-N-acetylglucosamine biosynthetic process
Molecular function (GO): phosphoacetylglucosamine mutase activity
Source: RefSeq, a predicted model, not a curated record